GUCACCUAUAAAGCCCUCGCGCCUCAUGGCCACGUCCGGUGUUCUUCCCAUAUCGCAGUUGCCGGCCUGCCCACUGCUUUGGUCUUCCCAAGAUGUCUCCGAGGACCACAACGAGCCGAUCCUCCUCUACCUCGCCUCGUCCAGGGAAACGAGUACCCGGCCAGCCCAAGUCUACACGCCAACAAUACAGCGCAUGCGGCGCGUGUCGUAUGAGAAGAGUUCGAUGCGACCUGAAGGAUUUACCUAUGUCGCCAUCGGGCCAACACCCACCCUGCUCCAAUUGCAGCGAGCGAGGCUUGAAAUGCGUGGACGAGUUCGCCGAGGUCAAAGCUGUCAAACUUUUGAGGCGCGGCAGGCGCCUGCAACAAGUCGAGGCCGUCUAUGGCCAGAACGCUGGGGAAGAGAGCUCCCUACAUUCUGUCACGCCGCCUCGGAGUGUCAUUCCCCGAUUACGGCCGGAGUUCUUCAACUCGCCUUUCUUCCACCGAUUCUACACGCAGCGGCCUAUACUGGAACCUGUGGAAUUCUGUAACAGGUACUACGAAUAUUGCAAGGGGAACAAAGACCAGUUACAAGCGCCUGGGCAGCUCAUCGCCCUCAUCCUGGUUGUCUGGGCUGCUAGUUUCGGCGUAAACGAGUAUGGCGUAGAGGAGCUCUACGACGGUCAAGUGAGCCCGCGCAGGAGGAGGGACCGCAUCAACGAGAUGGUUCAGGAAAUUUUGUUUCUCAUCGACAUCCAUAGCAUUCUGCGAAAACCAUCAUGGGAUGGCGUGAGGGCCCUUCUUCUAGUCCUUCCUCUGACUCAGGAGGUGCAGUCUCCCAUGGAACGACUGGCUAUGUAUGAAGCCACUAUUAGCCAGGCGUACACCCUUUGCAGCCUGUCUUCCGUAGCUUCCGUGAACAGUGGUCACGGCGAAUACGUGGACGCGCUUGUGCGCGCGCGGAUCUUUUGGUAUGCUCACGUCAUCGACGGAGUUACUUGUGGUCUGCGGGGAGGCAGGAUCUUGCUCACAGAUGACGAUUUGGCCUCUUUCGAAAGAACCCUUCCGCCGGCAGCGGAGAGUUCGGGGACUUCGUCCCUCUAUGCCUUCUCAUCCCGCCAUGCUGCAAUCCCCAUUCGAAUCGCGUCGGUAUGUCGUGAUAUCCACGCUGCACUUACGGGACCCAAGGCACGCCAAUGCCGUGAGAUCGACGAGAACAAGCUCCACGAUGCUUGGGAGAUACUUGAUCAAUGCUGGAAGGACUUCGACGGACUUCGGCAUCUCGGCACGGAUGGCUUUGUACAAGUGGAGGAUAUUGAAAGGUUUAUUGAUGGGUGGCAGAUAUUCAUAUUUGAGUGCCUCAACGUUGUCCGCGAAGCGUUGAAGCAACGCCUCGUUGCACGCCCCUCCCCCGAGGCACCAUUUCUUCCUGAUGCCCAGACGUCUGGCCGAACACGGGACUUCGAGGCAAUCACACGUCUGUAUGCCAAAGCAGGGGCAAAGUGCCAGACGACGGUCCGUUACAUCGUCCAGAUUCUCCGACGAAACCUCGGUACCCACUUCUUUCAAUUCGACUCUGCUUUCAUCCGCGACGGCUGCUUCUUUGCUGGCUUCCUUCUUGCUGGUGAAGGCGGAAGCAUGGAGGACAUUGAGACCUGUCUGCAAGCACUCCGCGAGAUGCGUUGGACGUUCUCAAAGUGUGAAGAGCGAGAACAGACGGUGAGGAUGAUAUGGGAGUCCAAAAUGCCUCAGGGUCGCACUCGUAGCUUCACAAACAGCCCUCACGACGACGGCCUCCGUUUAUUGACCGCCGAGCAUCCGUACGCCAGACGACCCCUUGCACGACCUAUCAGCGUGCCUCCUCUAUCGCUUUCACUUUCUACCGUCGCUCUGGCGGGUCCGGCAUCCGCGCCGAGUACAGCUUGUUCAAGCGGUUCGUGGCCCGCAGGAACUCCGCCGAGUAGUGCUGGCACGGGCAUGUACGAAGGAUCGGCGUCGUCCGACCGUGCGUCGCCAACGUCGCCAUUCUCCCACCACGUUCCAGACGGCCUGUCCCUCGACACCGCUUUCCACCACAAAGCGUCCCUGGUCAACCACUCACCUUUGACGUUCGAAGGCGCGAGCCACGCGCGCGGAGGCGACGCGGGCUUCGACAACGUCUUCUACUGGCAAGCCUACCCGAGCUACGGAGCCAGCGGCGAGAUAUCAGGCAACCAGCACGUUUCGUCCGCCGCGCUGCUGCCGGGAGCCGCCGACUCGGAUUUCACGUCCGCGCACUAUUUCGAUGCCAGCGCCGUGGUCUUCCCGAACGCUGUCAUUGGUCACCAGACUGCUGCCUCGACGUCUGCUGUCGGCGGAGAUGCUCGUCAAUUCGGUAACGCUUCUUCUCUAUAUCCAUAGGCUCGAGGAACGGGAUGUGAAUCUCUUUGUGUCUUGGAGCCUGUCCAUUUUAGGGAGCAUCAUGGUCAGCGGUCACUUCUUGGACUCUACUCAC
Molecule: messenger RNA, 2475 nt
Organism: Rhodofomes roseus
Lineage: Eukaryota; Fungi; Basidiomycota; Agaricomycetes; Polyporales; Fomitopsidaceae
Exons: 11
Coding region: 93-2381 (762 amino acids)
Biological process (GO): regulation of DNA-templated transcription
Molecular function (GO): zinc ion binding; DNA-binding transcription factor activity, RNA polymerase II-specific
Source: RefSeq, a predicted model, not a curated record